AUGGCGGAGGUGGCUGUGAUUAAUUCGGAACGGGCAGGGGGACCCGAACCGGACUCCGAUGCGGCGUUAUUCCAUCGGAAGAUCGAAUUUCACGUGGCGAGGAGGCCUUUCAAUGGCUUUAGAAAUAACAGCACUGACGGGUUUAAGCUGGUUACAUUGAACCCUAGCGCGGACACCCAUAAAGCUUCGGGCUCGGGCAAGAAAUGUGAAAAGCCCGUGGAUAAUUAUGAAACGGGCUUGGAUCCGGAGCUCAGUUUCGAGAUUACUUUUAGGAGAAUUGGAGCUGGCCUACGCAAUCUUGGAAAUACUUGUUUUCUUAAUUCAGUAUUGCAAUGCUUGACAUACACCGAACCAUUGGCGGCUUAUUUGCAAAGUGGGAAGCACCAAAUUUCCUGCCGUACUUCUGGCUUUUGUGCUCUUUGCGCUAUUCAGAAGCAUGUGAGCCGUGCUCUACAGUCAACUGGGAGAAUUGUGGAGCCCAAAGAUCUUGUUUCCAACUUGCGAUGUAUAUCUCGAAAUUUUCGAAUUGCGAGGCAAGAAGAUGCACAUGAGUACAUGGUGAAUUUGCUAGAAUCAAUGCACAGGUGCUGCUUGCCAUCUGGAGUUCCUAGCGAAUCACCUGGUGCUUAUGAGAAAAGUUUAGUUCAUAAGAUAUUUGGUGGUCGUCUAAGGAGUCAGGUGAAAUGUAUGCAGUGUUCCUACUGCUCCAACAAGUUUGACCCCUUCUUGGAUUUAAGUCUAGAAAUAGUGAAAGCAGAUUCACUACUUAAGGCUCUUGCUCAUUUCACUGCCAAAGAGCAGUUAGAUGGGGGUGCCAAGCAGUACCACUGUGAGCAAUGCAAACAGAAAGUUAGGGCCCUCAAGCAACUAACGAUUCACAAAGCGCCUCAUGUGCUUACUGUUCACCUAAAACGAUUCGGUUCUCAUGCACCUGGUCAGAAAAUUGAUAAGAAGAUUGCCUUUGGACCUACUUUGGACUUAAAACCAUUUGUAACUGGCCCCAAUGAUGGGGAUCUAAAUUACACUCUGUAUGGUGUCCUUGUUCAUGCUGGUUGGAGCACUCGUUCUGGCCACUACUACUGCUUCGUUCGCACCUCAAGUGGCAUGUGGUAUUCCCUGGACGACAAUCAGGUUGUCCAAGUGAGCGAGAGAAGUGUUCUUGAACAGAAAGCGUAUAUGUUGUUUUAUGUCCGGGAUAGGAAAAGAUUUAUCCCAAGGAAACCUGUCAACGUCAUCCAGAGAGAAAACAUGGUUAUGAGCGUCAUUGAAAAUGAAGCAUAUUCAAAACUCAACAUGGAGUUGAAAGAAAAAAUUCAAAAUGGCGCAAUGGAGAAAAGAAUUGACCGUUCUGCCUCAGUGACUUUAUCUGGAAGAGAUCCACUGGUCUUGGGUGCACUAAAGGGGACUCCUCACAACAAGACGACUUUCCUCACUGGAAACCUCACUGGAAACGGCUCAUUAUCUGUUGGUAAUCUGGGCCAUAAGAGGGUCCCGCAGACUGAAAAUUCAUCGCUAGUGCCACCAUUAAAGGAGCAGGUGAAGGAUCACGAUAUUAUGAAUGUUAAUGCUGUGGACGAUAAAGAGGGCUCAAUUGCUACUGGCGGGGGCUCUGUUGAUACUCAUAGUCUGAAUCGCGCUGCUGAAAUUGCUCCCAGCAGCAACAGUGCAAGUGUUUUAGAGGACACGAAUGCAUCAGGUGCUAAAUUACCUGAACGCAUUGUACCACAGGAUUCGGUUGACAAGAAAGAACCCAUAGAUUUUGCUGUCACACCAUCUACUAGUGAAAAGGAAAUUGCUAUGGAAAGUUUGUGUAAAAUGAACGGUGCCGACUCUGGAGUGGUAUUUUCGGCUCUUUUACCGCCUUACAAUAUUACCAUUUUAUCAGCUGGAGACCCCUCUGAGAAGAUUGGUAACUCAACCAUUGAAGACAAUCAUGAAAAUGGGAAGAGAGUAGAAGCUGUGCAGUUAGGGUUGUCUUCAAGCCCACUAGCCACAACACAACGUGAGGAAACUAAGAAGAAAAGGCCUGAGCUGAAAGUGAAACGGAGACUUUUCAAGUGUCAUCUUCGCACCACCUCAUUCACUUCCAACAUUAUAUUUGGUGUAGGGCUUGGUAUGCGUAAAAAGAAGCUUAAGAAGGUAAGAGAAAUGCAAAAGAAAAAUCUGAAACACGUGUUGGGUGCGAAUGAUUUACCCUCGAGCCCUGGGCCAUCUUUUGCUAAUAGAUCAUCACCUUUGCUUGAUGAUUCUGGUUCUCGCCCUCAGAAAAGGAACUCCAAAUUUGGCUCAGAUGGUAAAAAUCAGAAAUUGAGCGUACAGAAUGUGAGUCGAGAAGGCAGUAGUAUAUUGAGUGAUGUCAUCAAAAAUGGUUUUAGAGAGAGAGUUUCUGAUGGCACCACACCUGCCGAGAAAUUACUAAAAAGAAAUCCGAUAAAUGUGAUGAGCAUGCUGACCAGAGGCUUAGAAGAGACAACUGUUGCUCGUUGGGAUGGUAUUGAUGCUUCCCUCUCUGAAAAGUUAGAAACAAAAGCAGCAGGGACCACUGUCCAAAUUGGUUAUGUUGGGGAUGAAUGGGAUGAAGAAUAUGACAGGGGAAAGAGGAAGAAGCUGAGAAGUGCCAAGAACGACUUUAGUGGUCCAAAUUUAUUCCAAGAAUACGCAACGAAAAAAUCGAAGCUGAAAAAGGCAAAGCUGAACAGAGCUGAGAACGAACCGUUUAGGAUAUGA
Striga hermonthica is the source of this 2727-nucleotide messenger RNA. The record is from the annotation of a GenBank genome assembly. Lineage: Eukaryota; Viridiplantae; Streptophyta; Magnoliopsida; Lamiales; Orobanchaceae.